AUGAGCGCGAUCUUGUCGGCAGACGAUUUAAACGACUUCAUUUCACCGGGGGUCGCGUGCAUUAAGCCCGUGGAAUCGCUUUCACAGAAAAGCGCAAAAGAUGCAGAGAACCCCUACGAAGUAACAACGGAGGAAAAGGUCGAGCCCGAGAAUCUUCCACCGGCGCAGAUUUCCUUGACAGACUGCCUUGCUUGUUCAGGCUGCGUGACAUCGGCAGAAGCCGUCUUGAUCUCUUUGCAGUCCCAUACCGAGGUCCUAAACACUCUCGAUGCCCAUCCCGAGAUUCCUUUGCCACACGAACACCAUGGAAGAACGACAGCGAAUCCCGAACAAACUGGAGAGGGCAGGAUAUUUGUUGCAAGUGUGAGCCCACAGGUCAGAGCGAGCUUGGCGGCAACCUAUGGCAUCUCGGAGAAAGAAGCGGGGUACAUGAUCGAUCAGUUCCUAUGUGGCCCGCAGGGGCUGCGAGGCGGCGGAAAACAUGGCAGUGGCUUUACGUGGGUCGUGGAUACAAAUGUCAUGCGGGAAGCCGUUCUAGUUCUCACUGCUGAUGAAGUCUCGGAGUCGUUCGGCUCGGAUCCCGCUGGAAACAGCCCAUCUGGUGCUGAGAAUGCCCUUCCCAAGCGACCGAUCCUAUCUUCUGCUUGCCCUGGGUGGAUCUGCUAUGCUGAAAAGACCCAUCCCUUUGUGCUUCCGCAUCUAUCUCGCCUCAAGUCCCCGCAGGCUCUGUCUGGAACAUUCCUCAAAACCGUCCUGAGCAAAUCUCUUGGAGUCCCAGCUUCUCGCAUCUGGCACUUGGCUCUCAUGCCAUGUUUCGACAAGAAGCUUGAGGCCAGCCGAGAGGAGCUCACCGACGCUUCAUGGCAACAAGGGGAGUUCCACGGGGGCUCUGAACCCGUUCGUGACGUGGAUUGUGUGAUCACAACUCGGGAACUCCUUUCGCUAGCCGCUGCUCGAGGCUUCUCACUGCCGAACAUCCCUCUGCAGCCGCUUCCAUCAGGCUAUAUCCCGCCUUUCCCAGAAAAGUCUCUCGAUUCUUUCAUCUCAUUCAAACGGUCUCCUGCUCAACAGUCCCUGGAAACAGGUACAUCCGGGGGCUACUUACACCAUGUGCUCAACACCUUCCAAGCUCGUCACCCGGGAAGCCAGCUUGUUACGAAUCGCGGGCGUAACGCUGAUGUAGUUGAGUACGUGCUCACAUCCCCAGAGGGUCAGCCCAUCAUGAAAGCGGCUCGAUACUACGGCUUCCGUAACAUCCAGAACCUUGUUCGGAAGUUGAAGCCUGCUCGCGCAUCCAGAAUGCCCGGUGCAAAGCCUGUGGCUGCUGGGCGACGUCAGCCCAUGUCUCGAAACACAGUCUCUGGAACGUCAGGUUCAGAUUUCGCCUAUGUUGAAGUCAUGGCUUGCCCAGGCGGCUGCACCAACGGCGGCGGACAAAUUCGGGUUGAGGAUGCCAGAGAGGCUAUCAAUUCUUCGGAGGAUGUUCAGAUGGCAGAUGCUCCUGGAACUUCAACCAAGCCCUCACCCCACGAGCAGCGCGCCUGGCUUGCACGCGUGGACGAGGCGUACUUCUCGAUGGAAUCCGACUCGGAGAACGAAACAAGCCCUCAUUCUCAACUCUCCAUCGCGGACAAAGAGGCUCUGAUCCACCAGGGAUUGGCCCGCUGGUCGGAGUUCAUGGGAAUCUCGCUCGACAAGCUGGUGUAUACAACAUACCGCAAGGUUGAAAGCGACGUUGGCAAAGAGCAGGCUCCGACGAACGGGACGGCCAAUGUCGUCGAGCUUGCUGGAAAGAUCGGAGGUGGAUGGUGA
Messenger RNA from Penicillium cinerascens, 1812 nucleotides. RefSeq names its product iron-sulfur cluster assembly protein NAR1 (gene nar1). NCBI's taxonomy places the organism in Eukaryota, Fungi, Ascomycota, Eurotiomycetes, Eurotiales, Aspergillaceae. Gene Ontology annotation, biological process: iron-sulfur cluster assembly. The coding region runs from base 1 to 1812 and encodes 603 amino acids. Gene Ontology annotation, molecular function: 4 iron, 4 sulfur cluster binding. Gene Ontology annotation, cellular component: cytosolic [4Fe-4S] assembly targeting complex. The transcript has 2 exons. The record is from RefSeq and is a predicted model, not a curated record.